Andrographis paniculata is the source of this 1558-nucleotide messenger RNA. RefSeq names its product acyltransferase GLAUCE-like. NCBI's taxonomy places the organism in Eukaryota, Viridiplantae, Streptophyta, Magnoliopsida, Lamiales, Acanthaceae. The record is from RefSeq and is a predicted model, not a curated record. Bases 28 to 1368 code for a protein of 446 amino acids. The transcript is spliced from 2 exons. Gene Ontology annotation, molecular function: acyltransferase activity, transferring groups other than amino-acyl groups.
UUAUCUCGAGCUCGACAUCGAACAACAAUGGCUGUCCUCUCCCCCCUGCCCUCACUGCAAGACCUAAACCUCACAUUCCAUCAAACCACUUUGGUCUUUCCAUCGAAGGAGACAGAGAAGAGGUCCAUUUUCUUGUCCAAUUCCGACCAUUUCUUCAACGAGAAUGUUCGGACAGCUCACUUCUUUAAAGCCAAUCCCGAUUACUCACCGGAAAAUGUGGCCGCGCGCCUCAAGAACGCGCUCGAAAAAGUGCUCGUGCCGUACGAUUUUAUCGCCGGAAGGUUGAAGAUGAACCACAAAGUGGGGAGAUUGGAGCUCGAUUGUAAUGUCGCCGGAGCCGGAUUUGUCGUGGCUUCUACGGAUGCUUCUCUUGAUGAAAUUGGGGAUUUUAUAGUGCACCCGAACCUCGGAUUCCGGCAGCUCGCCGUCCAAAAGAUCGACGGCUUAGCCGGCGAAGUCGAGCAGCCUAUCUUUGUUGUUCAGUUGACAUCUUUUAAGUGUGGCGGAUUCGCGAUUGGGAUGUCGAUGAACCACAUUCUCUUCGACGGUAUGGGUGCGAAACUAUUCGUCGAAAACCUCGCUUCCCAAGCUUUCGACGACGACAAACCGUUAGCCGUCAUCCCGUGCAAGGAUCGCAGCCUCCUCGCCGCCAGAUCUCCUCCCGUCGUCGCCUUUCCCCACCGCGAAUUCCUUGACCUCAACGACCUUCAUGCAUCGACUCCACCACCCUCGAACGGCAACCAAACCCGACUCGAAUACAAAAUCUUCAAACUAAGCGCGGCCCAAAUCUUACAACUUAAAUCCCGCGCAAAAAACAGCGACAAUCCCGCCGCUAGGAUCAGCAGCUUCGCCGUGAUGGCAGCCCUCGUCUGGCAGUGCAAAGCGUUCUCCGACAACAAAGAUCGCGCGAAAGAUAAAGUUUCGACGCUCGUCCACAUUAUUAAUAUCCGGGAAAGGGUUGAUCCGCCGCUCCCAAUGUCGUACAGCGCCAAUGCCGUGUUGCCGAUGGGCGUCUCGGCGACGCACGACGAGCUCGAGAACGGUCCGUUUGGCAAGCUCGUGGAAAUGAUCACCGAGGGGGCGAAAGAAAUGACGGACGAGUACGCAAAAUCGGCGAUCGAUUGGUUGGAGGGUCGCCGAGGGGUUCCUCACGGGGAUUACAUCGUGAUUUCGUGGAUGCGGUUGGGUUUCGAUCGGGUCGAGUAUCCGUGGGGGAAGGCGAUGUACAGCUGCCCGUUGGUGUAUGAGCGCCGCGAGAUCUCGUUGAUUUUCCCGGAUGCUAUGGACGGCGGCGUUGGCGCGAUGGUGGCUUUGCCGGCCGAGCAGAUGGAGAGGUUCGAGGCUCGGUUUCGCAAGUUUUUCGAGUAGUUGUGUUGCGUUCGGCGCGUUGUUUUCGACUUUGCGUUUGUUGGGUCAGCUUGUUCUUUGUGUUCGAUGUUUUUAGUUUAUAUGUUGUAUUCUCCUUGAACUUUGUAUGGAAUAUUGUUUGUAAUGUUAGUAUAAUAUGAUAUUGUCUUAAAUUCUAAUGUUUAAUAUCAUUAAAUAUUGUAAUUGAGAC